AUGGCUACUGUUCACUCCCUUGCUGCCGUUGCCCUCUUGGCUAUUUUGUGCUCUCAUGGCACCUUGGCCUCUGAUGCGGAUCUUCUUCAGGACUUCUGCGUCGUCGACAAGACAUCUCAAGUGCAUGCCAAUGGGUUUCCUUGCAAGGAUGCCAAGGACGUAAUCGCCGAUGACUUCUUCUUCUCCGGCCUCCACAUGGCCGGCAACACCACCAACAAGCAGGGUUCCAACGUGACCAACGUCAACGUUGCACAAGUCCCAGGGCUCAACACCAUGGGCAUCUCCCUUGCCCGUGUCGACUAUGCAUCCAAUGGCCUCAACACGCCUCACACGCACCCGCGUGCCACUGAGAUUCUAACUGUUCUCGAGGGGUCUCUCUAUGUUGGCUUCGUGACAUCAAACCCCGAGAGUAAAUUGUUCGCCAAGGUUCUUAACAAGGGUGAUGUGUUUGUGUUCCCGCAAGGGUUGAUCCAUUUCCAGUUUAACCAUGGGACAAGCAACGCAGUGGCUCUUGUCGCUUUGAGCAGCCAAAACCCUGGGGUGAUAACAGUGGGAAAUGCAGUUUUUGGGUCAAAGCCAUCCAUCUUGGAUGGCAUACUUGCUAAAGCAUUUCAAGUGGAUAAGAACAUCAUAGACCGUAUUCAAGCUCAAUUCUAG
Messenger RNA from Oryza brachyantha (malo sina), 657 nucleotides. RefSeq names its product putative germin-like protein 2-2. Gene Ontology annotation, molecular function: manganese ion binding. Gene Ontology annotation, cellular component: cell wall. The record is from RefSeq and is a predicted model, not a curated record. Lineage: Eukaryota; Viridiplantae; Streptophyta; Magnoliopsida; Poales; Poaceae. The transcript has 2 exons. Bases 1 to 657 code for a protein of 218 amino acids.